UCUAUGGAAACAAGCUCACAGUUCCAAACUCAUUUACUCGGACUCCGGAACCUCAAUAUAAUUAUAAUGAUUAUUGUCAUGAAUUAAAGAAAAAUAUGCAAGAAGCUCAUCAACUAGCUAAGGCACAACUACAAACUAACAAGAUUGAAUCAAAGAAUCGUUAUGACCAAAAGCUAAAAUCUCUAAACCUAAACCCUGGUGACAAAGUAAUGAUGCAAGAAAAGCAAAGCAAAGGAAAACUAGCACCAAAAUGGCUAGGACCCUAUAUUGUUAUAGAAUCUCUCCCAGACUCUCCAAAUCUAACAAUACUAAAAAAGAAUAAACCAGUCACUCUGCAUAGAAAUCUAUUUAAAAAGUUUCAUGAAAGGAAUUAAACUAUGUUUCAGAAUCAGCAUGAUUACUCUACAACCUAUACAAUCUUCAAUCAAGAAUCUCGAAAUGAGUGAUUUCAACAGACCAUUCACAUCAAUGUUUAAUGUAACAUCCUUCGAAAACAAUCAAGGACUGUACUAUGAGUCAUAUGGAGAUAUUAGAUUAUCACAUCUCAGUUGGAAGUUGGUGACUUAUCUCGACCUUGAUACAUUAAUUUCGAAAUACGCUAUGAUAAUGAAAUACUAUGAAGCGACUACAGAGAUUUGUAAGAAAAUGACAGAACGUUUUGGAAGUGUGGAAAUCUCUAACACUUGUGAACUAUUCAUGCAACAGUUUUCUCGAGCAACAUUACCUUACUUAAAUGAAAUUGACGCAAAUCAUCGUAGUUUGAUGUUAGCCAUUGGUUAUACACAUACAGAGGAGACUAGGAUUCGCCGAGGAUUGGGAUCUGCCUUUAGGCGUGUGGCCAACGUUCUAUAUGGCAUAUGCUCAAAAAUCGAUAUUGAAUUCAUAAUAAGCAGAAUAAUGGAGUUAAAUAGAACCAAAGUUAACAGCUUAAACUUAACACCAGAGAAGAUAAGAAUAUCACAAACAGAAACAAACCACGCUACACAGCAAAUUCAAAAGCAACAACAAAAGCUGGAGGAAAACCUUCAAUUCCUACAACAACAAACAAAUAAUAGUAUUAAAAACAUUAAUAGACUAGAAUUUAAAACCAGAAUAUUAGAACAAGUUUUAUUAUUUGAAGUAUUACUGAACAAGUAUGCAUACGAAACCCAGAAUCUCGUAGCCAUAUUAAAUACAGCAAUAGACGGAAAAUUACACACUAGUAUGUUCACACCACAAAAACUAUACAGAGAAUUGUUAGAAAUAAAAAUGGACAUACCUAUCGGAAAUGCUCUUCCAUUGGAAGUUAACACGGAAACUCUAAUCGAGUUUUACAGAAUAUCCGAAAUCACUAUUAUUCACAAAAAUAAUUAUUUAAUAUACGUUAUGGAAAUCCCUUUAAUUUCCAGCGAUGAGUAUACUAUGUAUCACCCGAUACCCUUACCGAUACAAUACAAUGGGAAUACAAUAAUAUUAAUUGAUCCAGAAUUAGACUAUAUAGGAUUUAGCCGAGACAAUGAACAUUUCCUAACGUUAAGAUUAGAACAAUGGGAAAAAUGUGUACAAGCAACACCCUACAAAAUCUGUAAGGACAUUCAACAAAUUCACUACAGUGCAGCAUCCGAGUUAUGUGUUAUCUCAUUAUUCACAAAUCACCAAUCAAGCUCAAAUAAUUGCAAGGUCAAGUUUUUAUCUUUACAUUCAUCAAUCUGGCAUAAAUUAUCCCAAACUAACUCUUGGAUAUAUUAUAGUCAACCCGAGAUAGGAACCAUAACUUGCCAGAAUUCUUCACAAACUUCUAAAAUUGAGAUUUCAGGUGUAGGAAGGCUGACUUUAUCUCCUUUAUGUAAAAUCCAUAUAGGAAAUUCUAUACUUUUCACAACUAAUCGACCAAUUAAGAAUACCCUACAUGAUAUUAUACCAGAUUAUAAAAAAAAUAACUUAAUGAAACUUUUGGAGGAAUCCGUUAAGAACGUUUUACCCCAGAACAUUACGGACAACAUCCUUAGUAAAGAUCUUAACCAUUUAGUAAAUAUAGCAUCUGACAUUAGUAAGCUUCCACACGUUUCCUCAGAACCUUUAUUAAUAUUAAGAAUUGAAUUUUAUGUAAUAACUAUUUAUGUAUUUGCCAUAUUUUUCGCUAUGACAAUUAGUAUAAUAAUUUAUAAAUUAAGAAUUAACCGUAUUAAAACAUACAACCCUGAGAUACCAGAUAGUAAAUCAAGUAUUAGUCAGGUUGAUAUUCAAGUAUAAAAUUAAUUGUAUUCAGUAGUUUAUUUAAUCAGUACAAAUUGUAAUUUUUAUUUAUUUUUUUUUCUCUUUCUUACUGUAAUGGCACUGACCUCCUCAGAAAAUUUCGAAUCCUCGCAGACACUUAGGAUUGGGUGAAACUCGGUGGUCAUAGGACCCCCGUGUUUCAUUUAGUUUGGGGGGUGUUAUGAACCCCUGAAUCAUAUUAUAAUAUAUAAUAUUAUUUCUACAUGAUAUUUUUUAAGACCAUCAGGAAUAGUGUGUUAUACGACGGCGAGACCGUGGAAUCCGCUGACAUAGGAUUUUGAUUGUGACACGGAGCGUCGUCGUCCAAUACACUAUACGGGAGGCCAGGCAGUUUUUAGUCUUAAUAUUACGUCUGAACCGAUACAUUGUCAUUAGCCGUAGUAAAUAAUAAAAAUAUAAUUUUUAUUUAAUUA
This is a messenger RNA of Rhopalosiphum padi (bird cherry-oat aphid), 2669 nucleotides long. RefSeq lists its product as uncharacterized. Lineage: Eukaryota; Metazoa; Arthropoda; Insecta; Hemiptera; Aphididae. The coding region runs from base 361 to 2232 and encodes 623 amino acids. The record is from RefSeq and is a predicted model, not a curated record. The transcript has a single exon.